AUGUCAGUACUGCCAGUCCCAGAUGGGCACCACUACGAAAAGCCCGGUGAUUUCAUAUGGGACACCUAUCUUAAGGCCGCUAAAGCCGAAGACGAAGUGCGGCCGAAGAACUGGGAAGGCAGUACGACCGGCAUCUUGACCUUUACUGGUCUCUUCGCUGCUACAGUCGCGACUUUCAUAGUCGAGAGCUACGCAUUGCUAUCUCCAGAUCCCAGUGACCGCACGAACGCACUCCUCGAACAGCUCUUCGUCGCAAUGGCCAAUGCAUCCUCGCAAGCACCCAUAACGAUACCGCCUGUAGAAGCAUUCUCUGCUCCUCCAACGGCUGUCGUUACCAACGUGUUCUGGUUCUCAAGCCUGCUCAUAGCACUCAUCUGCGCGCUCCUAGCAACUCUAGUCCAGGAAUGGUCACGCGCCUAUGUGCAAGACAUCAACAGACGUCAGGUCUUCCACGACGACAUACGAACCCGCGCCCUCAAUCACAUCUUCAUACGCAUGGGUGUCAACCGUUACGGGAUGGACCAGUUCGUGUCGUGGAUCGUAGCGCUCAUGCAUCUUUCCGUCCUUCUGUUUGCCUGUGGCCUCCUAGCCUUUCUCUUCCCUAUAGAUCAUAUCGUCGCUGGCUUUGCCACGGGCGUCAUAGCAGUAUUUCUGCUCAUAUAUAAUGCGGCGAGCAUGAUCCCUCUUCUCGAUAAGAGCUGUCCGUAUCGGACGCCCGCUUCGUACAUGAUGGCAUUCGCCUGUUGGCUUCUUCUGCACAUCCCGCUUCCUACUACAGGGUCAUCUGCAGGUCCUGCUUUGCCCACAUCACGCUUACAAGUCACACUACACGACAUCAUCACGCGGAAACAUCCAGACGAGGCAUUCAUAUCCCGCCCGCACUCCCAAUUCAUCUGGGAGAGCACGUACCCGCACAUAGACCAAGGCAACGAUGCACUGUUUCUUACCGAUUUACCCUCGUUCAUCACCAUGCACGUCCCGGAAGACUUCGACGUCCUCCUAUCGCGCAUGUUCGCGAACUUCGAUCUCUCUGAGACGUUGUCGUCCUUUUUCCUUCGAUUAUACCGCGAAGGCUCCUCGUCGCUUUCGGCGCCCAUUGACUCCGAGAUACUGCGACUGGUGAUGCUCCUGGGCAAGAUCACAUGCGACCUGGAAGGAGCACAUUACCGUGAUGAUGAUGGCAAAGGUCUCAACGCUCACUUUCGCGUGGUCUACUGGAUGGGCCUGCAUUACCGUCAAAGCGCGAACAUCAUCUCCCGCAUCGCAGACGCCAACGGCCCUUCAUCCCUCUCCGCAUCAGCAUGUCUCACAUCCGUGCGAUGGUCUCUGAUCGGGCUGUGCUUUCGGGUGCUGGAAAACAAGAUCCCAAUCCCGGACGAAGAAGAGGUGCGCAAGGUCGUGCGGCUCACCAGCUCGCCCGUCGAGGCGACGCUCAGCCUCGCUCCGCACACGCUUUUACUACUCUUCGCCGCCGGAACAUAUCCCGACUUCAAUGGUUCGUGGUAUCGCACGGGCGGGACGACGCUGCUUCCUCUACACGACGACGACUGUUGCACGAACUGGCGACAUACGCUCGACGGCGGAAUGAAGGGUCUGGCGCAUAUGGCCGCAUGCAACCUGCUGACGAUGAUAGCGCGUAUCUUUGAGUCCACCACCGAACAGAGAGACCACGCAACCAGCCUCUUCACCGACCUCAGCCAGAACUUCAGAGACUGGGUCCCCACAUACUCGCUCACGUUCCGCCUUCUACGAGACACCGGCAAGCGGAAGCCUCCAUCAGAGGCCUUCGUAUCCAUGCUACAUUCCGCAGGACUCGAUGCGUGGCUGGAGCCCGGAAGUUCGUUCGAGUAUACGCCGCCUACUGGACUGGAAUUGGGUCUGGAUGACGUGCGUUGA
This is a messenger RNA of Peniophora sp. CBMAI 1063, 1896 nucleotides long. Lineage: Eukaryota; Fungi; Basidiomycota; Agaricomycetes; Russulales; Peniophoraceae. The record is from the annotation of a GenBank genome assembly.